Messenger RNA from Talpa occidentalis (Iberian mole), 2045 nucleotides. It is a transcript of the gene PLVAP, whose product is annotated as plasmalemma vesicle associated protein. NCBI's taxonomy places the organism in Eukaryota, Metazoa, Chordata, Mammalia, Eulipotyphla, Talpidae. Gene Ontology annotation, biological process: regulation of vascular permeability; positive regulation of cellular extravasation. The transcript has 6 exons. Gene Ontology annotation, cellular component: caveola. Bases 66 to 1394 code for a protein of 442 amino acids. The record is from RefSeq and is a predicted model, not a curated record.
UGCCGCGCAGAACAGGCCAAGCCACUGAGCAGAGCGGUGCACAGGGCGGGCAGCCCCACGCAGCGAUGGGCCUGGCCGUGGAACACGGAGGGCCCUACACGCGGGCAGGGAGCAGCUCCCGGGGCUGCUGGUACUACCUGCGCUACUUUUUCCUUUUCGUCUCACUCAUCCAGUUCCUCAUCAUCGUGGGCCUCGUUCUCUUCAUGGUCUACGGCAACCCGCACGAGAACACCGAGUCCAACCUGCAGGCCACCGAGCAACGCGCGCAGACCCUGUACACCCAGGUGGUGGGGCUCACAGCCACCCGGGCCAACCUUUCCAAGGUGCUCAACCUCACCGCCAAAUCUAAGGAGUCCAUCCAGCAGCAGCUGCUGAGCACCCGCCGAGACCUGGACGCAAUCAACGCCAGCUUCCGCCAGUGUAACAAUGAGCGGGUAAGGUUGCAGAUGAUACACAACAGCAAACUGCCGUUCAUAGCUGCCAUCAUCUCAAGCGAGGAGCAAUGCCUCAAGCAAUGCAAGGAAAAUAACAAGACGCAUGUUGCCGUGGUCCUGUCACUGAACCAGAAGAUCAAGGAUGUAGAGGUGGACAUGGCAAAGGAGAAGGUGACAUGUGCCAAGGAUAAGGAGACCCUCGCACUGGGCAAGCGACUGGCAGAGGAGCAGACUACUCAGUGUGCCAAGAACCGGGAACAGGUGCAGCAAGAACUACGGCUGGCAGAGGGAGAGCGGCAGAAGGUGUUCAGCUUGUGCCUCCGGUUUGACAAGGGCAAGUUUGAGGAGGCGCUGCUUAAAGUCUGGCAGGACUCCAUCAUCUCACGCAACCUCGAUGCCAUGAGCUACAGCCUUUACUCCUCAGAACUGAGUUCCACCCGGAGGAUCUGCGAGCUCCUGCCCACCCUCAUGAGUGCCAAGGUGGAGGAGCUGGCACGGAGCCUGCGGGCUGACAUCGAACAUGUGACACGUGAGAACUCAGACCUCCAGCGCCAGAAGCUGGAGACUGAGCAGCGUCUGCAGGCCAGCGAGGAGGCCAAGCAGAAGAUGGAGAAGGAGGCCCAGGCCCGGGAGACCAAGCUCCAUGCAGAAUGUGCUAGGCAGACCCAGCUCGCGCUGGAGGAAAAGGCGACACUGAGGAAGGAGCGAGACAACCUGGCCAAGGAACUGGAGGAGAAGAAGAAGGAAGCCGAGCAGCUCAAGACACAGCUGGCGUCCAAGGACUUGGCCCUGGACACCUGCUUAAGGGCCAAGUCCCAGCUGAUAUCCCUGCCAAGGCCUGUGGUCCCAGCCCCCAACCCCCCACCCAUUGACCGUGCUGAACUAGAGGAAUUCAAGAAGAUGAUCUUGGAAUCCCAAAGGCUCCCUGCAGGCAAUGCCAUAUCCCCACCCAGUGGCUGAGGAGGCUCUGGGCCCCAAGGACCAAGGGGUGCCCCAGACUGGCUGGUCAGCAGAAACGGCACGGCAAGACACCCGCGGCACAGGAUGCAGUCAGGACCGAAGUCCGCAACUUCUGCACACACAGCAAAUUGGGUGCCCCUGGCCUGUGCCCCACGCUGUCCCCACCCAGCCACACCCCAUAGUACUCUCACAGGCCCACACCACACCACACACCCAUAGAUGCCACGACAAUAUCACAGAUGGAUGCAGGGAUGCCUUGGUGCCGUGGUGAUAACAGCACACACGGCCAAGAGACACAGCGACAGCAAUGCAUGUACCCUCUGUCUGCCCAGCCCUGGCUCCAUUUCACAUCCCUCCAGGCACAGCAUCCAGCUUCCCACCCAUACACACACACAGCUUCCCGCCCAUCCACACAGCCCCAUGACCCCACGACCCCUCCUCCAAUUCCUUAUCCCCCAGGGUUUCUCACCUGUCACCACUAGAGUGCCAGACCUGGAAGCAGAAAGGGGAGACAUUUAUCUUUUCCUUUCUGAGGGUUUCUAGGCUCCUCACGUGGCCCUGGGGUGAGGGUAGCUCACCCACUCCCUCAUGACCCUCUCUCCCCACACCCAGCCUUAUAAAUGUUAGUGACACCAAAUAAACAUUAGAAAA